Molecule: messenger RNA, 705 nt
Organism: Sparassis crispa
Lineage: Eukaryota; Fungi; Basidiomycota; Agaricomycetes; Polyporales; Sparassidaceae
Exons: 5
Coding region: 1-705 (234 amino acids)
Source: RefSeq, a predicted model, not a curated record
AUGUAUCCAACACCUGAGGAUGAAGCAGUAAUUCGCGCAGCCGACGAGCUCAUGAUAAAAACCAUGGCAAGAUAUGAUCCCUCUCACGACGCUUACCACGUCCAACGUGUCAGGAAAACUGCAUUACACCUAGCGCGCGCGCUGUCCUUGUCUGAGGUCGGUAGAAAGCCCGAUCUCCUCACCGUCGAGCUCUCCGCGCUUCUGCACGACGUGCUGGACAAGAAGUACGUGUCUGCAGCGGAGGCGGCAGACCCGUACGCGUUUUUCCGUCCGUUCUUUGACUUUGUUGCCUCAACGCAUGGUGUGGAUCUCGUGAAAGACGGCCGCGCGCGUGAGAUUGCGAAAAUCGUAGACAACGUCUCAUGGAGCACAGAAAAAAAGUUGCGCGAAGCUGGUUUGCUCGGGGAGUGGCAUCGCGAUUGCAUCGAGUUGCAUUGCGUGCAGGAUGCUGAUCGUCUGGACGCGAUAGGAGCCUUCGGCAUUCUUCGAUGUGCGGCUUAUAGCACGGUGAUGAAUCGCCCGCUGCAUAUACCACAUGACGAUUCAGCGUAUUCUUCGUGUGCGAUAGAGCACUUCCACGAGAAGCUCUUGCACAUCCGGGAAAGACUCAAGACGGAGCCAGGCAAGGAACUCGCUGAGAAGAGACAUCAGCUGAUGCUGGACUUUUUGCAAGCCGUAGACGAGGAAUACUACGUAGAGCGAUAA